AUUCAUCCCUCGAAAAUGAUUAAACUUGGUAACAUGAACUCUGUCUCUCGAUCUCCCAUCACAAUAAUAGUAAUAGAAAAAGAAUGAAUCUAAGCUCGAGCCACCCAUAACGCGUGAACCCAUCUCCAUCUUCACAUGCCCACAACAAAACAAACCAUUCAUUUCAAAAUCUACUGAACCCAUUUUUGCUAUAGCCUCAAAUUCUUUAAUCUGCGUCUCUUUCACCAUGACUCUAUCCGGGUACAGUGUCAAUGCAGUAACAAGAGCCAGAUAUUUAGGUUUAACAGUACUUUUUUUACUGUUGCUGGUAGAAGUUCAGUUGGCAUCUUCAGCCAUAAUAAUGAGCAUGAGAAAGCAACAGCAGCAGCACAAGCAGCAGCAGCAGCAGUAUAAUAGACGACCCAUUAAUGGAAGCAAUGGCUGUUCAUUGUUCGUUGGGAGUUGGGUUAAAGAUGAGAAUUACCCUCUUUACCAAUCUUCAAACUGCCCUCUUAUUGACCCUCAAUUUAAUUGCCAGAUGUUCGGCCGGCCCGACUCCGGUUAUCUUAAGUACAGAUGGCAGCCGCUCGACUGUGAGCUCCCCAGGUUCAAUGGGGUUGAGUUUUUGAUGAAAAUGAGAGGCAAAACUGUGAUGUUUGUGGGUGACUCGUUGAGUAGGAAUCAGUGGGAGUCUUUGCUUUGUUUGAUUUUGGCAGCUUUGCCUUCGUCUGCUUCUACUCAAAUUAGUAGAGGAGAUCCUUUUUCUACAUUUAAGUUUCUGGAUUAUGGUGUGUCCUUAUCAUAUUACAAGGCUCCAUAUCUGGUAGAUAUAGAUAUGGUUCAAGGAAAAAGAAUCCUAAAAUUGGAGGAAAUCUCAGGGAAUGGAAAUGUUUGGAGAAAUGCAAAUGUUUUGGUGUUCAACACAGGUCAUUGGUGGAGUCAUCAGGGCUCUCUUCAAGGGUGGGAUUACAUGGAAUCAGGAGGCACCUAUUACCAAGAUAUGGAUCGUUUGGUUGCAUUGGAGAAGGCAUUACGAACAUGGUCCAAUUGGGUCGAUUCCAAUAUUGACGCUGCUACUACUACUGUUUUUUUCCAAUCCAUCUCUCCGACGCAUUACGAUCCUAAUGAAUGGAGCGAUGGAGCGACUACGAGCACGACGAGAAAUUGUUACGGGGAGACGUCACCGAUUAGUGGAAGAAGGAAUGCAGGAGCAUACCCUGAUCAAAUGAGGGUAGUGGAUGAUGUACUUAGGGAUAUGCAUAACCCUACUUAUUUGUUGGACAUUACAAUGCUCUCCGAGCUAAGAAAAGAUUGUCACCCGUCCAUUUACAAUGGCGACCUCAGCCCGGAACAGAGGGCAAAUCCUGGCCGCUCCGCCGACUGUAGCCAUUGGUGCCUUCCUGGAUUGCCUGAUACUUGGAACCAGUUGCUCUACACUGCUUUGUUGUUUUAACUCUAAUUAGCUACUAGUACUAAUUAUUCAUUCUGAGAGGAGGGGAUGCUUAAUUGCAACCCUCAACAUUUUAUAACAUCACUAUAAUUAUUCUUCAGUUAGAUAUCAAAGGUAAAUAAUAUUAUUCGGCAUUACAAAUA
Molecule: messenger RNA, 1572 nt
Organism: Mercurialis annua (annual mercury)
Lineage: Eukaryota; Viridiplantae; Streptophyta; Magnoliopsida; Malpighiales; Euphorbiaceae
Product: protein PMR5-like
Exons: 5
Coding region: 227-1432 (401 amino acids)
Cellular component (GO): Golgi apparatus
Molecular function (GO): O-acetyltransferase activity
Source: RefSeq, a predicted model, not a curated record